Molecule: messenger RNA, 1644 nt
Organism: Lucilia sericata (common green bottle fly)
Lineage: Eukaryota; Metazoa; Arthropoda; Insecta; Diptera; Calliphoridae
Product: ATP-dependent RNA helicase DDX54-like
Exons: 9
Molecular function (GO): ATP binding; RNA helicase activity; nucleic acid binding
Source: RefSeq, a predicted model, not a curated record
AUGCUAAAAGAAAUGGGAAAGAAUAAAAUUGAUGAUUUGCCGGGUUUUCCUUCGCUGGACAAGGGAGGCAAUGGUGAGGAGAGUAAUUUGUUAAAAUCAAAACCCUCGGCUAAGGCCAAGAAAAGUGGUGGUUUCCAAUCGAUGGGUUUAAGUUUUGAGGUGGUCAAAGGUAUAACAAAACGUGGCUAUCGUGUGCCCACACCUAUACAGCGUAAAACUAUUCCCUUGAUAUUGGAGGGACGUGAUGUGGUGGCUAUGGCUAAAACUGGUUCGGGUAAAACAGCCUGUUUCUUGAUACCUCUCUUCGAACGUCUUAAACGGCGUGAUCCUACCAAAGGGGCCAGAGCUUUAAUUCUAUCACCCACCCGUGAAUUGGCUGUGCAGACAUAUAAGUUUAUUAAAGAAUUGGGUAAAUUUAUGGAUUUGAAGACUAUUUUAGUAUUGGGUGGUGAUUCUAUGGAUUCACAAUUUUCUGCCAUACACACUUGUCCCGAUGUUAUAGUAGCUACUCCGGGUAGAUUUUUGCAUUUAUGUGUAGAAAUGGAUUUGAAAUUGAGUGCUAUAGAAUAUGUGGUAUUUGAUGAGGCAGAUCGUUUAUUUGAAAUGGGUUUUGGUGAACAGUUGAAUGAAACUUUACAUCGUCUGCCUCACUCCAGACAAAUGGUGUUGUUUUCUGCCACUUUACCUAAGCAAAUGGUAGAUUUUGCCAGAGCCGGUUUAAGUGAUCCAGUUUUAAUACGUUUAGAUGUUGAAUCCAAACUGCCCGAUGCCUUAAGUUUGAAAUUUGUUUAUUGUCGUCCGGAUGAUCGUUAUACCACAUUGGUAUGUUUGCUCAAGUAUGUUAUACCUCAAGAUGCCCAAACAGUGGUAUUUGCUGGUACUCAACAUCAUGUAGAACUAAUAUCAUUUAUCCUUACCGAAUCUGGUAUAAGCAACACCUCCGUUUACUCUAGUCUCGAUCCUUCGGCCCGUAAAAUCAAUACCGCUAAAUUUGUUAACAAAAAAGUGUCCGUGUUAAUUGUUACUGAUGUUGCUGCACGUGGCCGUUGUGCUCGUGCCGGACGCACUGGUACUGCCUAUUCCAUAUUCUCUACAGAUGAUACGGCUCAUAUGUUAGAUUUACAUUUGUUUUUGAAUCGUGAAUUUAAUAUCAAUGAUUCGACCGUCAUUGGUACAGUGCCCCAAGAUCUGCUGGAAGAGGAACAUUUGUCGAGCGGUGUUUUGCGUACCAGUGAAAAUGCCUAUAAGAAAUAUCUUUCCUCACGCCCAGUAGCUUCCUCAGAUUCGAAUGCUAGAGUGAAGAAAUUAAAAUUCUUUGCCUUAAAACCUUUGGAGGACUUUAUAGUCAGUGCUGUGCCCAAAUUAGCGGCUGCUAGUGAAACUAAAACCUCUAAGACAAUGGAAGAGAUUACUGCCGAAGAGCGUGAAUUGCAAAAUCAAAAACAUGAUUUAUUACUGAAAAUGCGCAACUUUAAACCGCAUAAUACUAUUUUUGAAUUGAAUAACACCCAAAAAUCUGUACCCUUUAUGGUUAUGAAACAAAAACGUUCUCAACAUUCAGAUGUUAUUGAAAAAUAUCGCACACAAAGAGAGGAAUUAGAUAAGGAGGAGGAAAAACAGGCCGAACAAAUUGAAACAAAUAAG